Cuscuta epithymum is the source of this 1116-nucleotide messenger RNA. NCBI's taxonomy places the organism in Eukaryota, Viridiplantae, Streptophyta, Magnoliopsida, Solanales, Convolvulaceae. The record is from the annotation of a GenBank genome assembly.
UUACUAAUCGAUAAUCGCCCAGACCAUUGGGUUAGCCAUUCGUCUCCUGGAGCUCCAGGAGACAUCGUUUCAGUUCACUCAGCACUUCCGCCCGAUCUAAAGAAAUCUGAAGGAAAAAACAAGCUAUUUCGAGCACCUGACUGUUAUCAGAAGUAGAUAUGGCGAUGUGGGUAUUCGGAUACGGGUCACUGAUAUGGAAACCGGGUUUCCACUACGAUGACUGCCUUGUGGGUUUCAUUAAACGCUACCGUCGCGUCUUCUACCAAGGCAGUACUGACCACAGAGGAACUCCGGAAUUCCCGGGCCGGACAGUGACGUUGGAGCCUGCAGAUGGGGAGAUAUGCUGGGGUAUUGCUUACAAGAUAACUAAAGAGGAGGAUCAAGAACUAGCGAUAACGUAUCUCGAAGUGAGGGAAAAGCAGUAUGACAAGAAGGCCUAUCUGGAUGUUUUCACUGAGCUAACGGCUUCCACUCCAGCCAUUUCAAAUGUACUGGUGUAUGUAGCUUCUCAAGACAAUAAAAUCAACACCAACUACUUGGGACCUGCGCCGCUUGAUGAAAUUGCCAGACAAAUUGUUCUUGCUGAAGGGCCUUCUGGACCUAACAGAGAUUACCUUUUUCAACUUGAGAAAGCACUUGGUCUGUUAGGAUGUGAAGAUAAGCAUGUCACUGAUCUCUCAAAGGAGGUGCGGCGCAUCCUUGCAGAGGCCAUCUAAUCGCUCCUGACCCCAGUUAUCGUUUCGCCUUUUGUCAUCACUUGGUCUGCAUUUCCUUAAGGUCUAUUUUGAUGUAGCCAUGGAAGGGUUUGAAGUGAAAGGUUUGAGGGGCUGAGUCCAUUCUUCAUAUAUAUUUUGCAUUUAGAUACAAUUAAAGAGUACAUACUACAUCGUAUGUAAUCAUACAUAAUUUCCCCGUAUAAACUACGCCCUCCAAAGCGUUCAUCCAUAAUUGCCGUUUAGAGAUGCAUAUGUUAUUCCUGACAUUUCUGCUUGAAAGUAGAAUGCAUUCAUAUGUGGUGCUAUGAAACAAUGUUACAUCUUAAUUUCUAGUAAAACUUUAUGCUAUAUUAUAAUAAGUGACGAGGAGAGAAUGAAUCAAUAUAUAUAUGAUCUCUUU